Molecule: messenger RNA, 2211 nt
Organism: Protobothrops mucrosquamatus (brown spotted pit viper)
Lineage: Eukaryota; Metazoa; Chordata; Lepidosauria; Squamata; Viperidae
Gene: LRCH2
Product: leucine rich repeats and calponin homology domain containing 2
Exons: 22
Molecular function (GO): protein binding
Source: RefSeq, a predicted model, not a curated record
GGGCUCUCCACCGGGCCCGCCGCCGCCUCCUCCGCCGCCGCCCCCUCGCCGGGCCGCAGCCUGGAGAAGACGCUGGAGGAGGCGGGCAGCUCCGGCCUGCUCUGCCUCAGCGGGAGGAAGCUGCGCGAGUUCUCGGCCGCCGCCGCCUACGACCUCAGCGACACCACGCAGGCCGAUCUUUCCAGGAACAGAUUUACUGAAAUCCCUCCAGAUGUGUGGCAGUUUGCACCGCUGGAGACAUUGAACUUGUAUCACAAUUGCAUCAAAUCUAUCCCGGAAGCCAUUAAAAACCUACAGAUGUUAACAUAUCUCAAUAUCAGCCGAAAUCUCCUAUCUACGUUGCCAAAAUACCUAUUUGAUCUGCCACUGAAAGUUUUGGUUGUCAGCAAUAAUAAGCUUGUGUCCGUUCCUGAAGAAAUUGGAAAGUUGAAAGACUUAAUGGAAUUGGAUAUUAGCUGCAAUGAGAUCCAGGUCCUUCCCCAACAGAUAGGAAAACUGCACUCCUUAAAAGAACUAAACUUAAGAAGAAAUAAUCUCCAUAUGUUACCCGAUGAAUUAGGAGACCUUCCGUUGGUCAAGCUGGACUUCUCUUGUAAUAAAAUCAUAGAGAUUCCCAUCUGCUUCCGGAAAUUGCGACACUUGCAAGUCAUCGUUCUGGAUAAUAAUCCAAUGCAGAUCCCGCCGGCCCAGAUCUGCUUAAAGGGCAAAGUGCACAUUUUUAAGUUUCUCAGUGUUCAAGCAUGCCUGAGAAUGGAUAAGAAGCCAGAUUCCCUGGAUCUCCCUUCCCUGGGAAGAAGGAUCCCUUCUCAGCCACUCACCGACAGUAUAGAAGACUUUUACCCCAAUAAAAACCACGGCCCAGACUCUGGAAUUGGUAGCGAUAAUGGGGAUAAAAGAUUAUCCACGACAGAACCAUCCGAUGAUGACACAGUCAGCCUCCACUCUCAGGUGUCGGAAUCGACAAGGGAACAGACAUUCCGAAAUGACAAUCAGUUGCUGGGGAACAAACCUGAGUUGCAUAAAGACCCCGAUGUGUGUGAUUACCUCGAUCCCAGCUCAGAGGAUGUGGCUGCAUGUGAUCAAGGAGAUCCUCAGACUGGGUCGUCCAUCUCUUACGUUAAGGAGCGAGGAAAGUCAGCUGAGAAGCCACAGAAGAGUGAGCCGCGUGAAGAUUGGCGAGAGGAGAAGAGCAUUCAGAAAGAAAAGGCGUUGGCCGAAGAAGAUGAUGACCUGAAGGAGGUGACCGACUUGCGAAAAAUUGCAGCUCAGCUUUUGCAGCAGGAGCAGAAGAACCGACGGAGGCCCUUAAGCUAUAGAGCUUCCUUCAGUGAAAAGCUUUUCCAGAGGACCAGGGUGGCAGGACGCGCGUCAAGACUCCUGAAUCACUCCACCCCGACAAGCACAAGAAACCGACCGAAACAGACGGUGGACACAGAAAAAAGCCUUUCCGCAGACGAAGCAAAUUCUCCGUCCUCCCCCUGCAGCUGGCAGCCUCUGGAGAAUCAGAGAGGCCACAACCCGGACGGUCCACGUUGGCCGGAUGCGCAGGCGAUAAUCUGGCCGAAUGAAGAGAGGCAUCGAAGCAAGCAGAUCAGGAGGGAGUAUUUCAAGUACAAGUCUUCCCGGAAGAGUUCCAGUGGAAAUGAAAAUGAUGAGCAAGACAGUGAUCAUGCUAAUGUGUCUCCACAGUCGCCUGUGUCAUCCGAGGAUUAUGAACGGACAGAUGGGAAUUCUCACGGCCCUUUUGGACUGAAGCCCCGAUCAGCGUUUGGGCGUUCUCGUCAAGACUACAGCACGUCGGACCCCGGAUUCACCAUGAGAAGGAAAAUGGAGCAUCUGCGGGAAGAAAGGGAACAGAUUAAGCAACUGCGCAAUAAUCUGGAGUUGCGGUUGAAGGUCAGCCUGCCCGAGGACAUCGGAGCCGCCCUCAUGGACGGGGUGGUCCUCUGCCACCUGGCCAACCACAUUAGACCACGCUCUGUGGCCAGCAUUCACGUCCCGUCACCAGCCGUGCCUAAGCUCAGUAUGGCAAAAUGCCGAAGAAAUGUUGAAAAUUUCCUGGAUGCUUGUAAAAAACUGGGUGUGCCGCAGGAAAGACUUUGCUUGCCCCAUCACAUUUUGGAAGAGAGAGGACUGGUCAAGGUUGGACUGACGGUUCAGGCUCUCCUUGAGAUCCCUUCCUCCAAAGCUUCGCAGCUCUCCUGCCUGUGA